This is a messenger RNA of Haliotis rubra (blacklip abalone), 2650 nucleotides long. Its product is annotated as pentatricopeptide repeat-containing protein 1, mitochondrial-like. NCBI's taxonomy places the organism in Eukaryota, Metazoa, Mollusca, Gastropoda, Lepetellida, Haliotidae. The transcript is spliced from 9 exons. Gene Ontology annotation, molecular function: protein binding; tRNA binding. The record is from RefSeq and is a predicted model, not a curated record. Gene Ontology annotation, biological process: tRNA 3'-end processing. Gene Ontology annotation, cellular component: mitochondrial matrix. Bases 200 to 1363 code for a protein of 387 amino acids.
UUACAACAAAUUGCAAAAUGGCGUCGCCCAGCACAUCGUGUUGCUAUUUGGCUUUGGAAUAGUGUAAGGUUAAUUUUGUGCGAGUAUUUAAUGACAGUACGUCACUGUUUAUGCAUCUACUAAACCAGACGGUGGUGACAGACCAGAUCUACUGUUCAAGUCUCACAGACAGUUCACCAGUUAAUAAGAGCUAAACAAAAUGGCAGGUAUUCAUUUGAGAUUGCCGAGUUUGUCUCUGAGAUUGUACACUUUGCUGAGGCAGACUGAAGGGUUGUCGAACAAACUUGGUGUUGGUCAGAAUUUGUUGUGCAGAAGGCUGCAUGACAGCAGUGAGGAGUUUGGUCCAGAAGGAGAUGCCCCAAGGAGUGGAAACUUUGAGCAGUCAUUCAAGUCGAGACGAAGAAGACCAGAUAAGGUUUCAAAACUUCAUAAUAGAGUAUUCACAAACGAAGACAGAGAAAAUGACAGGAAAUAUUUGGAGCUAGAAGUAAGGUCAGAUGACUCUGAUAUGUUUGGUCAGUUAGGAAACACAAGGAGCUUUGUAAGGUCAAGGAGGCCUGUUCAUGACACAGAGCAGGAUGUGGGGGCUCGGAUGAAGGAACCAACAAACUUUCAGCCUCCAGAAAUAAAGACAGUCCAGAAGACUUGGAAUUCUAAAGAAAGUGACACAUUUGGUACUCUGGCAGAUGAAGAGAGAAGCUUAUGGAAAGAGUCCCUCAUGUCUGAGGUUGGAUCACAUAAUGAACGUUUUCAAGAUGAUCAGGAUGAGGAAGGGAGGAGCCACAUCCGCUUAUCUGCUGGCAACAGACUCCACAGCCAGGAGUGGUACGGCAGGAAGAUUGAGAAGUUUGGCAAGGCAGGACAGAUUAAAGAGGCUGUGGCUGUCCUUGAAGAAUGGAUGCUGAAGAAUGACCGAGUAAUGCCUACAGCAUAUACAUUCACAGUUCUCAUUGGCUUGCUUGGGAGGGUAGGAUAUACCAAGAAGGCGUUCCAGCUCUUCAACAAGAUGAAAAAAAUGGGCCUACAGCCUGUAGAUCUAACAUACACAUCACUUUUCAAUGCUUGCGCCAACUCCCCGUGGUCUGAAGAUGGUUUGUCAAGGGCAGACAACUUGAGGCAGCUCAUGCUCACCAAGGAUUAUGAACCCAACCAGAUCACAUACCAAGCCAUGAUCAAGUGUUACGCCCUGCAUGGAGACAUCCAGACAGCCUUUAGUCUGAUGGAUGAACUGACCACUAAGAUCCGACCCACUGCCGAAACUUUCAGCUUCCUGUUGAUGGCUUGUAUCUCAGACAGGAAGGCGGGAUUUAAGUAUACCCUGAAGGUGUGGCGCUUUGAUGAAGCAGUUCAAAGUGAGCCCUGACCUGCCUCUCUACAACCUGCUGCUGAGAAGCGUCGCGAGACUGUGGUGCAGGAGACAAUGACUUCUCUGAUCUGCUUCUCCUGGUCACCAGGAAGUUGACACGCAUAGCCAAACUCACCCUAAGAUGUUGAGGCAGAACAAUACGAGGUUUCGUAAAUCUGGUGAACAUGAAGUUCUUGGUCAGAUCAGUGAUGGGGCCAGCAAAUCAGGUCAAGGACCUUAGAGGGAAAUCGAGAAUGUUUCUAACCUGAAACAAAACACCCAAGACUCUGAAGAUUGUGACCCUAAAAUCCAACUAUUUGAGAGAGAUUCUCUUGUUCCAGCUAAUCGACAGUGGUGGGAGUGUAUGGAGCAGAUUAUUCCAGUACUGCCAACUUGGCCGAGGUACCAAAUCUGUUAAGAACUGACUGUAAACUGGACAAUGUAAUCUCUAUUAAACAGUUAAAGUAUCCAGAUGAGAGAUUGGCUGUGAUUGGUGGAAUGCAUGGCAUCCUGGAUGCCAUGGCAACGAUGGUGUCCAACCAGAUGUUCGGCCAUUCAGCCAGCUGAUAGAAGUGGCCCCUCCCACAGCCUUGGCAGAGAUGGCGCUUCUGCACGCAUGGAAGACCUUGGUGUGAAGCCAGACAUCGCCAUGGUACAACUCACUCAUCCAUGAAGAGGUGUUUCAGGAGAGCAGAAGCCAGGAGCGUUCUAGAACUGAUGAGGGCGUCUGGACUCCAGCCCGACAUGAUGACGUUUGGAACUCUGGCCAUGACAUGCCGCCUCCAGAGAGAUGGCAUACAGUUCCUCAAAGACAUGGAGCAUUAUGGUAUGGCACCAAACAUUGAGGUUUUGGGGACACUGGCAUAUGCGAGUAAUCUGGACUUUGGUUACAAGUCUGUCAUCUUGAGAGAAGUCGAGAAGUAUGACCUCAGUCCUAACGACAAGUUUCUGGAGGUUGUGGAACGUAGUAUUGCGGAGGCCAAACGAAGAACAGUCCAAGUGGAGAAGGGCCUUGCCACAGAUAACUUCCUUACCUCACAGUACUUCCAGAAAACAUUUAUGAAGUUCCUGGACUACUAUGAAACAUGGUUGAAGAAGACGAAACCAAAGCAAGAGCCACACCCAUGGAGUGAUUUCAGGAAAACAGUUGAUAAAAGUGAUGUGACUGAAGCUACGAACUGAUCUGUGUUCAUGAUGAUAAAUACUUGAAGACAGCUGCUGUGCAAUAACCAGUUAGUUUUCAUAUGAACACUGAGUAUGUGUUAUGUCUGCAUGUAUAGUUGUCACAACAAUGUAAUAGAAAAG